UCGUGGAGGAACAAACUCUCGGGAUAGAGGAGCAUGGCACCAGGAGAGUCUGGGAUUAAAUAACCAGGAAGGAGACAUUUUCAGAGUAAUAAUCAGUUUUUAAGGGAUAGAUCUUAUUCCCUGGCCAGGGUCUUCUCGAGAUUGUUUCUGAAGAAAUCCGUACUUGGUACCAGUCCAGAGACAUCAGCUCAUUCCCUUCAGCACACGCUGCUUCCGAACCUGAGGGAAGGAGACUGGAGGCGGGGAAGAGGGCAAACGGGUGGGAGAGGAAAAGGGAGGGAGAAGACCUCCAGUUGUUCCGGCUCCAGCCCCGGUCCCUGCUCCGUCUGGGACUGGCCACGGAAUUAAGCUUCGGCAGGAAGAACAGGAAGUCCUUGCCACAGGAGCCCUGAGAGACGGGAAAGUUGUUGGGAACAGCCAACCUAUUCACUUCAGAGGAGGAAUACUCGCCAGACGUCUAACCCAGGCCGCCAUUUUCUCACUCUGCUAGUCGCCAUCUUCCGUGAAGACAAAAGCCCCCCCCCCGCGCCGCCGCCAACCUUGUCCGAUGCAGACAUGGUGAACUCUUGGUCACUAAGAUUCGCAAACACGCAUAUUUUGCCACAGAGGUCCGCACACAAGAUUCUGGCUGGCAAAUAGGUAAUAUGACCAUACCAUCGACCCCGCCGCUUUGCCCUACUAUUUUCCGGUCACUAUUUCUAUUGCCUUACCUCACCGGGCAGCCAGGAGGCGGGGCCAGCGUGGUCGCGAGAAAGGGAAGGCCCGCGCGAGCUGAAGCCCCGCCCCCCAGAGCCGCAUGGUGGGCGGGGCUGCCACACAAGGCGAGACUGGGAUCCGGAAGUCGGAGUUCAGAAGAGCGAGCGUGUCUCCUCUGCUAACCGUGUUUCGCUACUACCGUCUCCUCUCAGAUCCCUGCCGAAAGUACAGGAAGAAAGUAAGCAGCUUUGAACCUACCUGUUUUCAAGCUGGUCAUCAUGAUGAAACUUAGACACAAAAAUAAAAAGGCAGGUAAAGGCUCCAAAGGCUGCAAGAAGAGAAAACUCAGUCUUUGGCCCCAGCUCCUGGAUCUCCUGGUCCUGCUGAGAAAGACUGCAAAGCAGAGUGGGAAGAAAGCAGCCUCCAAAUUGCCCUCCGUUCCUCAGCUUUUUCACAUCAAUGAUCAUGUCAAAUGGGAGGCUGAAUUAAAGCAGAAGAGGGUAGAGGAGAUGAGGAAGAAGCAGCAGACUGCCCGGGAGCAAGAGAGACACAGACGCAGGACCAUCGAGAGCUACUGUCAAGAUGUCUUGAGACGCCAGAAGGAGUUUGAGGAAAAGGAAGAAGUUUUGCAGGAAUUAAAUAUGUUUCCUCAGCUGGAUGAUGAGGCCACGAGGAAGGCUUAUUACAAGGAGUUUCGUAAGGUUGUAGAAUAUUCUGAUGUGAUUCUGGAAGUCCUGGAUGCUAGAGACCCAUUGGGCUGCCGCUGCUUCCAAAUGGAAGAGGCUGUUCUGCAGGCAGAAGGCAAUAAGAAACUGGUCCUGGUCUUGAACAAGAUUGACCUAGUCCCUAAGGACAUUGUGGAAAAGUGGCUGGAUUACCUUCGGAAUGAACUGCCAACUGUAGCUUUCAAAGCCAGCACCCAGCAUCAGGUCAAAAACCUGGUAAGCCUGUGUAUAGGGGUGUCUAACCUCAUUCAGGGUAGCCUGGGGUCAGGGUUGGGAGAUAGUGAUUUAAGUGAGGACUUAUAGCUCUUUGGUAAUUGAACUGUAUCUUCAACUUUGAGUUUUUGCUCUUCUGGGUGACUUCUUAAUAUUAAUUUCAGUUUUUUCCUUCCUAUAUAUCCCUUUUUAGGAAGCAUUUUUUUUUUCAGUUGUAAGAGUAGUGCAUGCUGUAUAAAAAAUUUGGAAAAUAUAGAGGAGUAAAAGGAAAUAUCACUCUUGACUUAAACUCUCAGCAGUAACUACUUUUUUUUCAGUUUUCCUCUUUGGGAUCCAAGUAUAUUAGCAAUAGACACACAUAAAAACUUAGUUACUCA
Messenger RNA from Choloepus didactylus (southern two-toed sloth), 2011 nucleotides. Its product is annotated as guanine nucleotide-binding protein-like 3-like protein. The coding region runs from base 975 to 1724 and encodes 249 amino acids. The record is from RefSeq and is a predicted model, not a curated record. Gene Ontology annotation, cellular component: nucleolus. NCBI's taxonomy places the organism in Eukaryota, Metazoa, Chordata, Mammalia, Pilosa, Megalonychidae. The transcript is spliced from 9 exons.